Molecule: messenger RNA, 3990 nt
Organism: Acanthisitta chloris (rifleman)
Lineage: Eukaryota; Metazoa; Chordata; Aves; Passeriformes; Acanthisittidae
Gene: UBN2
Product: ubinuclein 2
Exons: 16
Cellular component (GO): nucleus
Source: RefSeq, a predicted model, not a curated record
AAGAAAUCAGUUCACUCAGAAGAUCCAUUCAAUGAUGAACAACGAGAACGGCAUGAAGUGGAAAUGCUUGCCAAGAAGUUCGAGGCAAAAUACGGUGGAAAGCCCCACAAACAUCGGAAAGAUCGUCUGCAGGACCUGAUUGAUAUAGGUUAUGGUUACGAUGAAACUGACCCUUUCAUUGAUAACUCUGAAGCGUAUGAUGAAUUGGUUCCUGCAUCCCUGACAACCAAAUAUGGAGGGUUUUAUAUCAACACUGGUACACUACAGUUCCGCCAGGCAUCGGAAUCAGAGGAUGAAGACUUUGCAGAAGACAAAAAGCAUAGGCCACCAAAAAUAGCAAAGUUAAAAGAAAGUGAAGAUCAUGCGAUGAAGAAGCGCAAGAGGAAAGAUGAAGGGACAGAAAAGGAGAAGAAGCCUCGGAAAAUGAAAGUUCCUAAACAGUUGGGAGUAAUGGCCUUAAAUUCACACAAGUCUGAGAAGAAGAAAAAGAAAUUGUAUAAAGACUCGCUCUCUCUGGCUGCCAUGAUCCGUAAAUUUCAAAAGGAGAAGGAAGCCAUGAGGAAGAAGGAAUCUAGUCCAAAACCUCCAGUGACUGUUGCAACCUCUACCCCUAGUAAAAUUCCUUCCUCUUCUCUCAGUGCAGGAAAUGAUAUCUCUGACUUGAAUCUUAGGAUCAGUGAUCCUGUCCUCUCCAUUUUUGGUAGCACAAAUGAACCUGAGCUCCUGCAAGAAGCUGAAAGUGCCCUGGAGAUGCUGGGAGACAUUGACUUUGACAAGUUGCUUGAUGGCACUUCUGAUGGCAGCCCAGUAUCUGAGCUGUCAGGAGAAAAUGGAAAUGUCACUCAGGCAACCUACACCUCUCAGGUCAUGACACCCAAGCAGGUGCCUGCCCUCCCAGAGGGUCUGCCUGUGCUACUUGAAAAGCGCAUUGGAGACCUUCGAACAGCUGCCAAGAUGUUUGAUGAAGAAGGCAGGAAGAAGUUUUUCACACAAGACAUGAAUAAUAUUCUGCUGGAUAUUGAGCUGCAGUUGCAGGAGGUAAAUCCUGCCAUCCGCAAUGGAGUGUACUCUCACCUUGAGGCUUUUGUGCCAUGCAAUAAGGACACAUUGAUAAAGCGUCUGAAGAAGUUACACCUCAAUGUCCAGGAUGACCGCUUGAGAGAACCACUGCAAAAGCUGAAACUGGCUGUCAGCAAUGUCAUGCCUGAACAGUUAUGCAAGUAUCAGGAGGACUGUCAGGCUCGCAGUCAGGCCAAGAAUGCCAAGUUGCAAGCAGAAGAUGAACGAGAUAAAAAUGGAUCAGAGGAAGAUGAUGAUGAGAAACCUGGAAAGAGGGUUGUUGGACCCAGAAAGAAGUUUCACUGGGAUGACACAGUGAGGUCUCUGUUGUGUAAUCUUGUCAAGAUCAAGCUGGGAUGCUAUGAGCUAGAGCCAAAUAGAAGUCAGUCUGCUGAAGAUUACCUCAAAACUUUUAUGGAAACAGAAGUGAAACCACUUUGGCCUAAAGGCUGGAUGCAGGCAAGGAUGCUUUUUAAAGAAAGCCGAAGUGUUCACAAUCACCUCACCUCUGCUCCGGCAAAGAAGAAGGUGAUUCUGGCCCCUAAACCCAAAGUGAAGGACUCUAGUCCAAAGAAAGAACAGAAACCCUGUAUGUCUUCAGGCAAUUCAAGUUGUGCUGCUGUACUGAAUUCCAGUGCACCUGUCUGCACUGUAGCCAGCUCUAGCUGCACCCCAGCUCCAGAGACGAUCUGCUUGGAUGACUCACUGGAUGAAGACCUCUCUUUCCACCCACCCUCACUGGACUCGAUUUCUGAUGCUUUGGCAGUUAUAAAUAAUGGUGCCAAGGGAUCACCUCUUGGGUCCACCAUAGACACAACAACAUCCAGACCUCGCCCUGGGCUGAGGGAAGAGAAAUUAGCAAGCAUUAUGAGUAAGUUGCCUCUGGCAACUUCAAAGAAAGUAGAGCCCACUCAAACACCCCAUUCAUCAAGUCUUAUUGCUGGUCACACAGGGCCAGUACCAAAGAAACCCCAGGACCUAGUUCACACUGGUAUCUCUUCAGGCCUUAUUGCUGGAUCUUCAAUUCAAAAUCCUAAAGUUUCCUUAGAGCCUUUGCCAGCCAAACUACUUCAGCAAGGACUACAGAGGUCAAGUCAGAUCCAAGCUGCUUCCUCCUCUUCUCAGACUCAUGUUUCUUCCUCUAAGACCCAAGCAGCUAUUUCCACCUCCUCUCAAAGAACCAAGGAUGCUAAUAUCUUGGUAUCAUCUUCUGAGGCUCAAGGUGGCUCUUCCUCAACAUCACAAGUGACAAAGGUGCACCAGCAUUCAGCUGUACAGCAGAAAUAUGUAUCUCCUUUACAAGCAACUAUUAGUAAAUCACAGACCAAUCCAGUGGUGAAAUUGAGUAGUAAUCCCAAACUGUCUUGCUCAUCACCCGUCAUCAAGGCUCAAGAUAAGUCUGUAGUAUAUCGCCUGCCUUUGUCUAAUCCCUCAUCUGGAAGUGGCUCUCAAGUGUCUCACCCACUGGUUUCUCGGACAUCAUCCAGCACCUCUACCUCUAGUAACUAUUUAGCCAAGGCUAUGGUGUCACAAGUUUCUUCCCAGGGUUUCAAGCCUCCCUUCUCCAUGGCUGCCUCUCCCAAACCUGCUGCCUCUCCCAAGCCUACUUCAUCUAAGCCCUCUGUGACACCCAAGCCCAACGCAUCGCCUAAAUUUUCAUCCAAGUCCACCUCAUCCCCCAGGCCUGCAACAACACCCAGUUCUUCCAGUUCAAGUGCACUAGUUUCCCAGAGUAGCCACUCCAGCAACAACCCCCUUCAUAAACAGACCAGUGGUGUAAAUAUCAGCAGGCAGUCUCCCACAGUGAAUUUGCUGUCCUCUAAUCGCACCUCAGGCCUUCAGCCUGCAAAGAACCCUCAGGCUUCUUCAAAAUUGCCCAACUCUACUCCUUCUGGAACUGUUGGUAAAAAUAAUUUGGGUGGAGUUGGAAUGAAUGUACCUGCCAGCAGAGGCAGUAACCUUAACUCAAGUGGAGCUAGUAGGACUAGUCUGUCUGGGGGAGCAGGAAGUGGAACACAGGGUGCUACUAAACAAUUGUCAACUCCACACAGACCAUCUUCUGCCUCAGGGUCUCCAGUUGUAGCAGUCAGCGUGCAGUCAACAGCAGGAGCAUCGUUACUGGCUAAUGCCUCACCUCUGACUCUCAUGGCAUCACCCCUGUCUGUCACCAGUCAGAACGUGACGUCUGCACCAUUAACUCCUUUUGGGAUGCUGGGUGGCCUUGUUCCUGUGACUGUGCCCUUCCAGUUUCCUUUGGAGCUGCUUAGCUUUGGGACGGACACAGCUGGAGUGACAACCACCUCGGGAUCUACCUCAGCGGCUUUCCACCACAGCCUAACUCAGAACUUACUGAAGGGUUUACAGCCAGGUGCUCAGCAUGCAGCGACGCUGUCUCACUCACCUCUGCCUGCUCACUUGCAGCAAGCUUAUACAGAUGGAGGCCAAAGUAAAGGGGACACUAAGUUACAGCGGAAAAACCAGUGACUUCUGGACAAGCAAGGGAGCUGAAGCAGUUCUGGUUGGCUGACAGAAUCUGCCCAGUUGGGAAAGUGCUUAUUGUCACAGGGCUGCUGUUUCUGUCGAUGUUUACAUAUUCUGAUCCUAAGCACUGUGGUGAGAGGAAGAAGAAAAAUAAAACAAUACUUGAUCAAAGAGAGAAGGAAAAGGAGGACUGGUCCUCCUGGUCAUGCAGUCUGGUCAUAGUUUGAUAUUGCCUAGAGAAACAACUUUUUUAUCUGCUCUGAUUGGCUCUUAAAAGAAAUUGAUCGUCAAACCCACAGCAGCACCAACAUUCUUUUUUUGGGUGAAGUCCAAUGAAAAGCGUGAGAGGAGCUAGAAUAGGUUUCUCCAUCCAUUGUGUAAGGUGGAAUCAUCCACUUCGUUAGUGCUGAAAGUGCCCAAUAUGAGAUCAUGUGUAGGUCCUGAGCAUAC